Messenger RNA from Aspergillus welwitschiae, 1440 nucleotides. RefSeq lists its product as uncharacterized. The record is from RefSeq and is a predicted model, not a curated record. Gene Ontology annotation, molecular function: cytochrome-b5 reductase activity, acting on NAD(P)H. Lineage: Eukaryota; Fungi; Ascomycota; Eurotiomycetes; Eurotiales; Aspergillaceae. Gene Ontology annotation, biological process: ergosterol biosynthetic process. The coding region runs from base 1 to 1440 and encodes 479 amino acids. The transcript has 8 exons.
AUGAAUACUCUCCAGCGCACAAUUCCCAGGGCGAUCAAGGUUGCUGGAGUGGCUGGCUUUGCAGGCCUGGGCAUGUAUUACACGAAGCUGUAUUCAACGGCAUUUGCGGAAUCGAAUGAGCCAAAGACGGUCUUCUCUGGGCUAGGACUCACCACUUUGCGCUUGCAGAGCAUCAGAACCGACGCCGCACUACUAGCAAUCACACAUCCUGAAGGGAGCUGGCUUCCCACGAUUCGACCAUAUACACCUAUAAGUGACUUAGACGAACCAGGCCAUAUUGAACUUAUGGUCAAGAAAUACCCAGACGGGAAGGCCAGCGGUUACUUGCACUCCUUGAAACCAGGAGACUCACUUAGGUUUGCGACUUCAUUGAAAGGAUAUCAGUGGAAGCCGAAUGAGUUCUCCCACGCCUAUCUCUUGGCUGGCGGGGCUGGAAUUACGCCAAUUUAUCAACUUAUAAAAGGCAUCCUGAAGAAUCCUCAUGAUAGAACGAAGCUGACUCUUGUAUUUGGCGUCAACUCCGAGGAAGAUCUACUGUUGAAGGAGGAACUUGAUCGCUAUGCCACAGAGUUUCCUGACCGCUUUAACUACAUUUACACUGUCAGCCGUCCACAAAAGGAGAAAUCUCCUUAUAGAACAGGAUACAUUGACGAAGAACUUCUAAAGAGCGUUUUUAAGGGUUCGACACAGGAUACAAAGGUAUUCAUUUGCGGUCCUCCGGCGAUGGAAGAUUCCCUGGCUGGAACAAGAAGAUCUCCUGAGGGGAUCCUGAGUCGAUUGGGUUUCUCGAAGGAUCAGACUACAGUGUCAGUAACCGCAAAGAUGAGCGGACAGAACAAAGCGUUAUAUCCGGAGCCCAAUGUACUGACCUCCUCUUUGAACGUGGGAGCCGUGAGUGGAUCUGCUGGCCUCGUAUAUGGGGGAAUAUCAGGAGUAAUUCGGUCCCCUCAUCCGGUCAUUCAUUCUAUCUCUUGCGGAAUCCACUGGUUUGCAUGUGGAGCCUCCUUUUGGUGGUUGAGAAGCAACAUUCUGAAGCUUCACUAUGAAGACAAGGCUACCCCUAAGCAACGGGCUUAUGUCAGCGCCCUCUCUGGAGGAGUUGCCGGAGGGGCCGUUACGAGGCUAAUGGGCGGGCGACUUGUCCCUGGACUAGUUGUUUUUUCGCUACUAGGCUAUGUCGGGCAAAGCUCUUAUAAUGCGAUCGACACCUGGCAAAUGGAGAACGCGAAUACGACGUCUAAGCCGUUCCUGCAGCGGAUGGCCGACUCCAAAUGGAUCCCGCUCAAGUCACUCUCGGAUGACGAUUACAGGGGUAUUUUGAACGAGAAAGUGUUGAGUAUCGAGGCUGAAAUCGCACUCAUUGACGACAAGAUCGGGGAGCUUGAAAAGUUAAAGACUAGUGGACUCGAAUCGGGCAAUUCGGAUCCUGCAGCUAAGUAG